AGUAGGAAGCUAUCGUUUGUAAACAAAGUUUUUUGCCUUUUGACACAUAUACAUAUGUACCCGAUUGAAUUAUUAUUAUUUUCUAUUACCCCUUUAAUAAGUGAUCACAAGCUUCCGUCACAUCAGUGAUCUCUGAUCAACUGCCCCGUGAGUAUCGUCCUGUGAGAGUGUGAGUCCUGUCUGUCGCACCGAGAGUCAACACACACCCAUGCAUGUGGGUCUCCAAAUUGGCCGGACUUGACUUUUUAAAUCCCCGUCGAUACUUUUAAAGAAUGAUCGUAGGACACUCCUUGCUCGCCCUUUAAAUCAACUCCUCGAAACCUGAUGAUCAUCAUCGGAAAAUUGCGAUAAGUAGGUACAGCACAUCAUAUAAGUACCAGCCGACACGGUGAUAACCUGGCAUGCGUCUCUCAGCCAACAUGGCCACCGGCAAGGGCUUCGCCGUGAUCCUAAAGCCUCGAAGUUUGGGUCUCUUUGGGCCCGGCAAGGCUCAAUCGGCCCACAGCUCGUUGCCCCUUCGUGCACCAGGAUGCCGGCGACAUUCUACCGCGGCCACGCAGGCUGUCGACUCGUGGUGCGCCAGACUACGGCCGACAAAGUAUUCCGUUACAGGAACACUACAGAGUUACAGAUCAUUUCACUUGUCUAGCAGAGUAUUUGCCAAGAAAAAUUACUAUGAAAUACUGGGAGUUUCUAGAAAUUCUUCCGGAAAAGAUAUAAAAAAAGCAUACUAUCAGUUAGCCAAGAAAUACCACCCAGACACAAACAAAGAUGAUCCAAAUGCCAGUAAAAAGUUUCAAGAAGUGUCAGAAGCUUACGAAGUGCUUAGCGAUGAGACUAAAAGAAAGGAGUAUGAUACUUGGGGCGCAACAUCAGAACAAAUGGGUAUGGGGGCUGGACAAGCCGGAAGGAACACUGACACCAGAGAUUUUAACUGGCAGUUCAAGUCGACUAUCAAUCCUGAGGAGUUGUUUAGAAAAAUUUUUGGAGAAGCUGGUUUUAAUCAAGGCAAUUUUAACCAAGACUUUGAAGACUUUUCUGAAUCCAGAUAUGGUUUUGGAGCAGCUCAAGAGGUUAUCAUGAAUCUGACGUUUAGUCAAGCUGCAAGGGGUGUAAAUAAAGACAUAAACGUAAAUGUCAUAGAUACAUGUCCAAAAUGUCAAGGUAGUCGAUGUGAAUUGGGUUUUAAACCAAUAAAGUGUCAUUAUUGCAAUGGAACUGGAAUGGAAACAAUUAGUACGGGACCCUUUGUUAUGAGAUCAACGUGUAGGCAGUGCCACGGUACCAGAAUGUACAUAAAACAUCCUUGCGCUGAGUGUGAAGGAAAAGGACAGUCUGUGCAGCGCAAAAAGGUAACAGUACCAGUACCUGCGGGCGUCGAGGACGGCCAGACGGUUCGGCUAGCCAUUGGCAACAAGGAGAUCUUCGUGACAUUCCGCGUGGAGAAGUCAAAGUACUUUAGACGCGAUGGCCCAGAUAUCCACACUGACGCCGAGAUAAGCGUAUCUCAAGCCUUGCUUGGUGGUGCGAUACGCGUCGAGGGCGUUUACGAGGCCUUGAACAUUCAGAUCCGACCUGGCACCUCUUCUCAUACAAUCGUACGUUUGGGCGGUAAAGGCUUGAAAAAAGUGAAUACACUCGGUUACGGAGAUCAUUAUGUUCAGCUGAAGAUAAAAGUGCCGCAGUCGCUGAAUACGAAGCAGCGUGCGCUCAUACAGGCGUAUGCAGAGCUCGAGGAGGGCACGCCGGGUUCGAUACACGGCAUCACUAUGAAAAAGGACGGUACAAAAGAGUGCUACCACGAGCCUUAUGAACUCAUGAAUUCUAUUCGGAAAGCUCUUAACGGUUCCAGUCCAACAAUGAAAACGAAAAAGUUUGCCCCAGAUGAUCCAUCGGACAAGCCGCAGGACGCCGCCUCAGAUAGUGACGUCGAUGAAAAUGAGCGACGAAAGAUGCCGUAAGAAAGGUCAUUCACACAUGCAUACCGACACUUAAGCUCACAUAUAUAAAUACAAUUACUUUUGGGGACUGUGAAUAUGUAAUGGAUAUACAUAAUUGUAUGGAGUAUGAAUUUGAAGCUGGGCACGCGCAAAUGUCCAUGGUAAAUGAGAGCCUUCAAAGAAACUAGUUGUUAAAGUUGUAGAAUGUUUUUAAUUAUUUUUGGGACGAGGCGACGAGGAGUUCGUUGCUUUGAAUAAACAGAAGCAGCUGCAUCGGCUUCACCCUUAGAAGUUGUAAAAUUGUAAAAUAGUUGAGUGUAAUCGAAACUUAUCGGAAAAUGAAUCUUUUCGAUUGAUUAACGAUAAUAAUAACGAACCACAGUCUGAUACACAAUUUUCAAUCAAUACUAUCAAAAUUUUAUAAUGAUGACAUUUUUUGUCUUUUUUUGAUCAUUUGAGAACCAAAAGAAUCGUUUUUCCUUGAGUUUUGAUUCAACGCCUUAUUACGAAUUAAAUUUCGAGUUUUUAUUUUUUCAAGUGACUGUUUUAUUCUGCCAGAUUAAGCAAAAAUGUACUCGUUUGUUUUACAUUUUUA
Copidosoma floridanum is the source of this 2535-nucleotide messenger RNA. Its product is annotated as dnaJ homolog l(2)tid, mitochondrial. NCBI's taxonomy places the organism in Eukaryota, Metazoa, Arthropoda, Insecta, Hymenoptera, Encyrtidae. Gene Ontology annotation, molecular function: heat shock protein binding; ATP binding. The record is from RefSeq and is a predicted model, not a curated record. Gene Ontology annotation, biological process: mitochondrion organization; protein folding; negative regulation of apoptotic process. Gene Ontology annotation, cellular component: mitochondrion.